Trichosporon asahii var. asahii CBS 2479 is the source of this 2433-nucleotide messenger RNA. RefSeq lists its product as uncharacterized. Gene Ontology annotation, molecular function: DNA binding. The transcript is spliced from 5 exons. Bases 1 to 2433 code for a protein of 810 amino acids. Lineage: Eukaryota; Fungi; Basidiomycota; Tremellomycetes; Trichosporonales; Trichosporonaceae. The record is from RefSeq and is a predicted model, not a curated record.
AUGACACAGUCGCUCGCGCCGAGCCCGGCAUCGCCGCUCAGCCCCGACACCGCCAUCAACAAGGCAUCGUCCCCCGAGAAAGCCAAGCUGCUCUCUGAGCCGCGACGUGCACCUCGUUCCCCUCGUUCUCCCACCACUGCAUCCGACUCUUCGCCCAUGUCCCGCAGCCAUCCGCACCCAUUGUCCCAACCUCCGAUAAACGCAUCUGGACCACAGACACCCGGAACGACUACUCCUGCAGCGCUGCCUUCACCUCUCCCCGUCCAACCCCUCGUCAAAUCGCAAAGCGACGCUCCCAAGGACCGUGGACUUCCCAGGCGCCGUUCGUCGUUCCCGCCGGGCGUAGGAUGCUCGGUCACCGGGGCCGGUUCUCCUACUUCCAACGGCGACGGAGCUGCAGCCCAGGCGUUCCCCUGGGUUGUCGGAGGUACCCCGUCCGGGCAAUCGUUCAACUCGCUCAUGUCUCGCGAUCAAAUGUCCGAAUACGGCAACAACCUCGAGACUUCCAAAGGCAACAGCCCGUGGGAUGGAUCUCUGAAGCUGGAUGAGGCCAAGACUACGCCUUCGAAAGAGUCGCAAGUCACUCCCUCCCCAGCUUCCAAAGGUGUGUCGAAUGUCGAGGGCACUAGCCUGACAAACGCAGUCAACCUGUCCCUGUCAUCAAAGGCAAUGUUGCGAACGCCCUCUAUGGAGAGGACGGCAUCCGGGUCGGAACACGGAUGGAGGGUGCUGCUCAACCGCAACCUCGACGUUGAAGGCAUGGGAAGCAUCGGUGUGGCCAGGCUGAUGUCUGAGGUUUGGAAGCGGGGAGGACCGGAAGCUGUAUCCAGCCAGAACCUCUGGCCGAGCGUUGUCAUGUCGUUGACAUUGUCGCCCGAACACGGAUCUAGCAUCAGACAGACUGCAUCCAAUGCAGACGCUGCGUCGGCAUUGCAGAAGGCGUACGAAACGAACAUCCGCCAUCAGGAGUCCCUGGUAUUUGCCGGCUUCUUAGCGAACUAUCUGGCCACUACGGCGCCACCGGCUGUUAACGCCUUCCAGGGUACUAAGGUCUACGGAGAGUCUACGCCGACUAUGGAGAUCGACUUGUCACAGUGGACCACCUUCACUCCUGGUGAGGAAUGGCCGUCACUGUCAACGACGUUACCUUCGGGUCCGGGACUCACGCCACGACGUGAAAUCACACCGAAUCUGGGCCUUCCGCCAAUCGAUCUGUCUGAAAAUCUUGAAACCAUGUCCCGGUCCAACUCUAGAGGAGGAAUGGAUGGCGCCGGUGGCUUGAACGAAAUCCUAGCCCAGAUCGAGGAGAACAACACGCAACGAGAAACUCAAAGCGAUAUGUUCGAGUCCAUUGGUGGAGACUGGGGAAGGACCAGCAACAUCUCGAGCACAGCGCAGAGCAGUUUGCAGCUGGGCACUCCUGAGACAAACAUCGUGGAACUCGACAAGGCUCCGCCAUCAACAGGACCGAAGAGCGUGUUCCUCGACGAAUCGUCCAGCUCGAACUCGCCGGUCGACCAGGCGAUCGGAUCGUCGCUGAAUGUUUCCCCGCAUGUUUCUUCUGGAUCGCUGCUCUCAGCUUCGACUGUCAGCUCGAAUCUACCUGUCGCUCCGCAGCAGCAGUACUCUCAACAAACGAUGAUGCAGCAGCAAGCGCAGAUUCAACCCGGUUCGAGGCAAGCCCAACUCCAGCCGCAGCCUCAACCUCAGCAGAUCAACCAGCAACAGGCGCAGCACAUGCAGCAGCCGCAGGCUAUCGCUCCUCGGCCUUCUAGCGCGCGAAGAGCACCGCCGCCAUCACAGAUCGCUCUGGCGCCGGUACCAUUCAUCCCGCCCCCACCCAUGUGCAUGUUCUUCACUCCUGCGUUCCGGGAUCUGCAGAAGGGCAAGGUCGGAGUAUGGAAGGGCGACCUGGAGAUUCGCGGCCGCGGAGGUGGCAAGUUCAACGUGCUCAUCGUCGGUGAGGAGGGCUCAGACCAUCUCUGGCAAUCCCACACUUGGUCCGACUCGCUCGUGUACCCUCCCCAGCCAACACUCACGGAGAGCUGCACGGCGACGAUGAUUCCGGUCUCGACGCUGGCUCGCGAGGGCUUGCUUCCUGUGACGAUGGGCAUGGUGCUCUGCAAUGACGAGAACAUCGCGCCCUUCGUGCAGAUGGUGCAGGGCCUGCACGCAGAGGGCGUCGCGUUCCACCUUCCACUCCCCGGAUCUGGACUGCCCAUCGUCUUCCUGCCCGCAAAGUUCGACGCCACGGACCAGCUGCAGCGCCUCGGCGUCGCCUUCAUGGCGAAGGGCGGUAUUGCGCCGAUUCCACCCCGCCCGUCGUUCAGCAGCGAAGAGAAGGCGAAGAGUCCCGUGUCACCGCCGAAGAAGCGGCGCAAAUCGAACUCGGUCGGUCAGACACGCACGUCGGCGCGCCGAAAACAGACCUAA